Molecule: messenger RNA, 2219 nt
Organism: Sphaerodactylus townsendi
Lineage: Eukaryota; Metazoa; Chordata; Lepidosauria; Squamata; Sphaerodactylidae
Product: fibrinogen-like protein 1
Exons: 8
Coding region: 127-1116 (329 amino acids)
Source: RefSeq, a predicted model, not a curated record
UUUUUUAGGACUGCCAUCUCCAUUAAGGCCUAGGAAAAAACCACCUCAUAUCAUGCGUACUCCGACUGUGAAGUACAUUGAUACGUCAGACUGCAAACAGAGAGCUCUGUAAAAAAAAAUGCAGCAAUGACUGGAAUACUUUUACUGCUGUUGAUUCUCAAGCCCUUCUGUUCAGCAUCUCCUCGACUUUCGGAAAAGCAUGACUGCCUGUUAGAAAACAGUAAACUACAACAGAGGUUAAAAAUGCUCCAAGACCUAUCCCAUGUGUGUGAACUACAGCUGAGAGACCUCUUGGGGAACAACUACCACAGAAAAAAGAGCAAGAUUUUCUCAGCCAUGAGAACACGACAGAAUAUGGUUUUGCCCACAACUAGUGGAAGCCUGUUAGUCUAUGACCAAGAUUGCGCAAUGGUGCUUAACAGUGGCAAAACUGAAAGUGGCUAUUACAGAAUUAAGCCCAGAGCAGAUAGAGAACCUUUUCUUGUGUACUGCGACAUGUCAGAUGGGGAAGGAUGGACUGUGAUACAACGGCGCAGCAAUGGCAAAGAGAAUUUCUACAGAAGAUGGGCUGAUUACAAACAGGGGUUUGGACAGCUCCAGGGCAAAGACGAUGAAUAUUGGCUGGGAAAUGAUAAGAUCUAUCACCUGCUGCAGAGAGGGGAAGCGUUGUUGAAAAUUGACCUGAUGGACUGGCAGGGGGAGACGAGAUAUGCCAUUUAUGACAAUUUUCAGAUGAAGAAUGGGAAGGAUAAGUAUAGGAUAUGGUUUGGCACCUUCUCUGGGACUGCAGGGGAUGCUUUAUCUGGAGGGGGCAACUAUGAGCAACAGUGGUCGGCAUCACUCAGUGGAAUGCAGUUCUCCACCUAUGACAAGGACAACGACAGGUUCCUGAAAGGCAACUGUGCAGAAGAGAACAAAAGCGGGUGGUGGUAUAACAGAUGCCAUGCAGCAAACCUCAACGGACAAUAUUAUAACAACGGGGAAUAUACCGGUUCCACUGACAACGGAGUCGUUUGGGCAACAUGGCGAGGGCUGUGGUAUUCUCUCAAAUACACCGCCAUGAAGAUCAGGCUCCUGUCUUUUGUUGACAUACAGAGUGGAGAUGGUGAACACUAAAGCGAUCCCAGUAUGCAUGUCAAAGACAGUAUACAGCGCAAAUAAAUCCUUUUAGGUAUUAUAUGCAUUCUUCAGUUAGAUUUAAAGAUCAGUUCAAUUGCAAGUGACAAAACUAGAGCUACACCGGCUCAGCAGCGACUUCUAAAAUUUUUACAGCGAACACAUCAUGAGCUAUGGGGCAGUUCCCAUGCUGUGUUCUGCUUUGGGCUUCUCGUAGCAGUUGAUUGUCUGAUUCUGCUAAUUGGCCAGGUAAAGAAUCAUGUUCCUAUGGCUUUUCCUCUGUAGCACAGACUAGCAGAAACAGGUUACUGUUGAGGGGAGAAUAGAACUGUCAACCAGCCAGAACUAAGAAGGAAGGUGUUGCUCAGUUUACCCAGAGAAAUGUGUAAAACAGUCCUCAAGCUUGUUUUCCUAAUUCGAAACAGAUGCAACAUUCUCAAUUACAGAAAAAAACCCUUUUGUCCUGCAAAAACAAAAUAUGAAAAUGUUGUAAACCAUCCAGCAGUGAUCAAUUCUGCAAAAAAUUGUAUAAUCCAUUUUUCUUCGUUGAGUGCACGGAAUACCUUCCCCUUAUUCCCAAAAUUAAAACAUUUCCCCCAAAGAGAAACCAUUUGGCACAACAAUCCUUUUUUUAAAAAAUGAUGUAUCAGAGUCCUUCCCAUUAUAUAGUUUAUUGGCUCUGGAAGGUUUGGAGGGGAAGGAAAACCCAAAGUGGGAAAUCUAAUAGAAGCAGACUUUGUCUCUUUUCCUAGAAGAAUUACAUUUUAUUUUGAGUAAAUUAAAAUAUGUUUUUUAAAAAUAGAACAUGUUGAUAUUCUAACAAAACCCUGCACAUCUUUGCUGGGAGUGGAUGUUUGAACAUAGCACCUGGGCCAUAUAUUACCUGAGACCUCUCCCUCAAAAAAGUGCAAAUAGCGAUGCUAUAGGAUAAAAUGAUUGUGUGCAUAUUCAUAAUCUGUGGAAUGAAAUUAAGGAACUGGCAGCAAUAAUGGAAAACAUGUCUUCCCCAACCCAAGUAUUAGGAAAUGUAGUUAUAUGAAAAGUUCCUUUAUUUUUGUAUCAGUAUUUUUUAAUCCAUGUAGUAUAAACUACUUUCUAAACUG